Messenger RNA from Dinoponera quadriceps, 3156 nucleotides. It is a transcript of the gene Hmt-1, whose product is annotated as ATP-binding cassette sub-family B member 6, mitochondrial. The record is from RefSeq and is a predicted model, not a curated record. Lineage: Eukaryota; Metazoa; Arthropoda; Insecta; Hymenoptera; Formicidae. The transcript is spliced from 13 exons. Gene Ontology annotation, biological process: heme transport; transmembrane transport. Bases 253 to 2799 code for a protein of 848 amino acids. Gene Ontology annotation, cellular component: membrane. Gene Ontology annotation, molecular function: ATP binding; ABC-type heme transporter activity; ATP hydrolysis activity.
UGCCUACUCAUAUCUCGCGCGCGGAUUGUACCUGCGUCCAUAAUCCGUUACACGAGCCGGGAUGACAAUACAUAAUUUUCUAUACGCGUAUGGUCUAAUCCGACUUGUUUGACAUUGGACUUUGACAUAUGCAUAUUAUUCAUCGAGUUAUAUAAAGGAUCAUAAUACAGAAUUGAAAUAUAUAGAAGAGGAGCAUCGAACAAUGAAACAAUACUAGAUAUUUCAAGCCAGCUGUAGUUGCCAGCCAUUCUGAUGAAUACGGAUACAAAUAUGAUAAUGAGAUAUUGUCCACCAAAUAUAACUUUUACUGAGAUUUGGGUGGAACAUGGCGUGCCCAAAUGUUUCAUGGACACUAUCAGUAGCACUAUAAUUUUCUUGUACUUGCUUAUAUUUGGCUCUAUCCAACUUUGGAUGUAUCGCAAGUAUGGGACAGAAGUCAACGCCAGUACAUUGCCCAAAAGUAAAUUGUACAAUUUGCAAAAGUUCCUUCUGUACUUUGUUCCUUUUUUGAGUAUAUUAAGAAUAAUUUUACAAGCCACAAUCUUGGAUGAUGGAACGAUUUACGGAUACAUGAUAUUGACAACAGUAUUGACAGUGAUAGCUUAUUCAUAUUCGGUUUAUAUCUUAAGAGUUGAAAGACAUCAACUAUUGCCAAGUGUGCCACCGCAUGGUCAUGGAUUGGUGCUGCUGGGUUUCUGGACAUUAACAUUUGUUGUUGAGAAUUUCGUUUUCGUUAACAUUGGAAAGCUCGAGUGGUGGUUCCAUUUGAAUUCUCUCACGGACCAGAUUGAGAUGGCGUUAUUUGUUUUACGCUAUGUUAGCAAUUUACUAAUUUUUGCUCUCGGUUUACGGGCUCCUGGCAUUGCCGGCAAUCUGGAUCAUGAUUAUCGCGAGCUUAACAAUGCCCUAGCCACGCAGCCACGAUAUUAUUACAGAAGGCAAGAGGAUAAUUCUUCCACUUGGGCGAAUCUGUGGUACAAAGUUAAAGUCUUGGCACCAUUCUUGUGGCCGAAAUCUGAUUUCCUACUUCAACUGAGGGUAAUAUUUUGCUUCUUGCUGCUGAUGUCGGGGCGUGUGAUAAAUCUUUUCGUGCCGAUUUACAAUAAAAAGAUCGUGGAUAGUGUUUCGUUUGCUCCUAUAACAUUCAGAUGGGAUAUAGUAUUGAUAUAUGUAGCGUUCAAAUUCUUGCAAGGUGGCGGCACCGGGGGUAUGGGUUUGUUGAAUAAUUUAAGAUCCUUCCUCUGGAUUCGUAUUCAGCAAUACACUACUCGCGAAGUGGAGGUAGAGCUGUUCAGGCAUUUACACAGCCUGAGUUUACGUUGGCAUCUCGGAAGGAAGACCGGCGAAGUGUUACGAGUCAUGGACCGCGGCACGGACUCGAUCAACAAUUUGCUCAAUUAUAUUCUCUUUCAAAUCUUACCGACCAUUAUUGACAUCGUCAUAGCCAUCGUAUUUUUCGUCAGUGCAUUUAACAAGUGGUUCGGUCUCAUUGUGUUUACAACCAUGAUUCUCUAUAUCAUUGCUACGAUCGCUGUCACUGAAUGGCGCACCAAGUUCCAAAGGCGCAUGAAUCUGGCCGACAAUGCUCAGAAAGCGCGCAGCGUUGACAGUUUGCUGAACUUCGAGACGGUCAAAUAUUACGGUGCCGAGACGUACGAAGUUGCAAGCUACAGGAAAGCGAUUUUAGACUUCCAAGUGCAAGAAUGGAAAUCCAUGAUCACGUUGAAUAUUUUAAACACCUUGCAAAACAUCAUUGUCUGCGGCGGCCUGUUAUCCGGAUCAUUAUUGUGUUUACACAUGGUUGUAGCUAAUGAAGGUUUGACGAUUGGCGACUACGUCUUGUUCUCCAGUUACAUAAUACAACUUUACGUACCGCUGAAUUGGUUCGGCACGUAUUACAGGGCUAUACAGAAGAAUUUCGUCGACAUGGAAAAUAUGUUCGAGCUACUCAGGGAAGAGCAAGAAGUGAUAGACGCGCCAGGAGCCGGUUUGCUGGAGGUCAAGCAUGGGCAAGUGGAAUUCUCAAACGUAUCGUUUGGUUACUCCCCGGAGAAACUCGUGCUAAGGAACGUUAGUUUCGUCGUACCUGCGGGAAAAACCAUCGCAUUGGUCGGCCCGUCCGGUGCCGGGAAGAGUACCAUAAUGCGAUUACUGUUUCGCUUCUACGACGUCGACCAAGGUGCGAUUGUAAUCGACGGGCAGAAUGUCAAGACCGUUACGCAGGAGUCUCUCAGAAGCAUCAUAGGUGUUGUGCCGCAGGAUACGGUCUUGUUUAACAAUACGAUAAUGUACAAUAUCCAAUAUGGUCGCAUCUGUGCGCCGGAAGUUGAUAUAAUCGCCGCUGCGAAACAUGCGGAUAUUCAUGACAGGAUUCUCACAUUCCAGAAUGGCUAUGAGACACAGGUCGGUGAAAGGGGACUUCGGCUAAGCGGCGGCGAGAAGCAACGUGUCGCGAUCGCACGUACGAUUUUGAAAGCGCCGAACAUUGUGCUGCUGGAUGAAGCUACAAGCGCCCUGGACACCCAAGCGGAACGCAACAUACAAGCGGCGUUGAACAAAGUGUGCGCUGGACGAACCACUAUUAUUAUAGCGCAUAGACUGUCCACGAUCAUUCACGCGGACGAAAUCCUGGUAUUGAAGGAGGGCGAGAUUGUCGAGAGAGGCAAACACGAGGAGUUAAUUUCACACGGCGGUGUCUAUCACGCGAUGUGGCAAGCACAGCUGCAAAACGGUCAGGAGAACAACAAGGAUGAAGAUUCUUCUACGCAUGAAGGCAAUGCUGUAUUAUCAUUGUACUGAGGCGGGCGAGAAACAUAUUAUACAGCGUCGGAGAACUUGAGGAGAGUUCUCUUAUAUUGUUAAUGUUUUCGCCGAUGGGUAGACAGAGCUGUAUCAGUCUGGUGCUUCUUAAUCAAUGAAAGGAGGGAGAACUAUGAUGUUAGUCCGAUGUAAGUUUUCAUGCAAACGCAUUCAUUUCAUCGGAGCUUAAUCCCCGAUUAUUACUGGUACGUAGAAGUGUUGGACAACUGAUCGAGAUAAGAGAGAUGAUGAAUGUAAUAAAAUACUCAUAUAUAAGUUUGACUACAUUCUUAUGUAUGAGAAAUGUGUCUAGAAUAUUUUUUUCUCUGAUGGAUAACAAUAAAUAAUAUACAAGAU